ACUUGGACGACGGUAGGAUGGCGGACCCGGCGAUGGCGUUCCACGAGCACAUCGCUGCCUUCUACAUGGCGCUCGCGGAAGAGAAGCUUGAUGGCCUCGUGGAUGCGCUGCAAGGCCUGCGCGAAGCUGCCAAGGCGGCGGCGGCGUCGCCGGAGAGCGCGCUCCUGGAAGAGGCACGUCGAUAUCGAACGCACCAUGCGGCCACUCAUCGCCAUCAAAAGGCCAUCACGAAGGGCCCGGCCGCGGUCCAGCAGUUUGGUGACUUUGUGUUGCCCAAGACGGGCGCGCUCAACAAGCGUCGGCCUGUCGCGUCCGAGGACCUCGCCGGCCAGCUCAAGGACCUCGAGGACGAUCUCUUGUGCGUGCUCAAUGCGUUUUACACGGCGCAGACGCUCGACAGCACCGACGCGUCGCUGCGGCGGCUGCGCGACUACAUGGCGGCCGAUGCGAGUCAACGCGGCGGUCUCCGCCUCGACCAGUUCAAGCGGCUCAAACUCUCGGCCAAGCUCAACGCCGACGGCUACAUCGACCGCCACAUCCACCUCGAGGCGCUCACGGGGCUCUUCCAGGACGCAUCGCAUCUGCUGCAGUACAUUGAGCAGACCGUGUGGCCGCACCAAGUCGCCGAGACCUUUGCGCCCUUGCACAAGACGAUCCUCGACAUCGUCCUCGACGUGCUCGCCAUGUACGGCAACGACGCGCGCCUCCUCGCAUGGGAGCGCAAGAUUGGCAUGAACACGGGAACAGUCGAGGCCGACGAGAGCCUCCAGAUGAUCGAUCUGCUUUUGGACGAACUCGCAACGAUCCUCCAGUGGGGCUUCCAGUACUCGGCGGCUGUCGUCGACGUGGCGUCCCAUCCCGGUCUCUCGACCAAAAUCCAUGAGCUCAACGGCGUCUACCUCCUCCUCGAGCAGUUUUACAUUGCGCAGAGCGUCCGGAAGGCUGUCGCGAUCGCCGAGCCCGAAGAAGUCGAGCCCCACGUGUUUGAAAUCAGUACGGUGCAGGACACGUCGUUCGUGCUCGACAAGGCCUUUGCCCGCGCAAACCAGAGCUCGCACUACCACACGGUGCUGGCGAUCGUGAUUGCGAUCGUGGAAGCGCUCGACGGAACGUUCAUGCCGUCGAUUCUAGCGCUACCAGAUCGCAGCUUUGAACUGCCGCUGCCGGUGGCGUCGCCCCGAGCGACCACCGAGCCCGCGGAGAUGUCGACGGGCGACGAUGAAAAAUCGUUUGGCGACGCGCUCUUGGAGGUUGUCGAGAUGGACCUUACGGCGCAGCUGCAGCGCCAGGCCAAGAUGAUGAUGGCCAUCAAUUCGGCGCACAAGAGCUCGGCGUACGUCGAUACGCUGCAUGCGCGCCUCGAAGAGGGCUCGUUUCCUCCCUACCCGCCGCUCCUCGAGUGCCUUCCGAAGGCACUGAGCGAAUUGCAAGCCGACGUCGGCCAAGUCAUUACAAUCGGCACGCAAGAGCUGUACGCGAUCCAGCUCCAGGCCAAAUUGCGCGGGUUCUUUGAAGCGUCGAUAUCGCAGUGGCAGUUUGAGCUCGAUUUGGACUCGUUCGAGUACUUUGACGUGCACGACUCGCCGCUGCUUCGCCUCGUCCAUCAGGUGCUGCGAGAAAAAGCCCUCCGGCGCUUCCGACGCGGCCUCAACAGCGUGACCUUUGAGCGGCUCUGGCGCGCGGUAGUCACCGACCUCUGCCAGUGGAUUGAAGACGGGAUUCAAACCAAGCAGUUUAACGAGUGGGGCGCCAUGCAGCUGGACCGUGACGUGCGGAGCGUCAUGCAGCUCUGCGCCAAGUUUCCCACCGAGCCCAUCAGUCUCCUGGCCGAAUUCACGCGCCUGGACCAGAUUGUGCUCCUCGUCAACAUGGUCCAAGCCAGCGACGUGCUCGAGUACGAUAGCAUCCGGUCGACGUUGUCGGUGGCGGAAAUUGAAGCCCGCCUCACGCUGCGCUUCCGAAAAGCAGCAUUGGCCAGGUCGUACAGCAACUGCACGCCACGUCGCCUUCGGGUUGAUCGCAAAAUUCGACAACCGACUCGACCACGGACCAAUAUAUAAAGAGGCUUGUUGAUCGCCGA
Molecule: messenger RNA, 2080 nt
Organism: Saprolegnia parasitica CBS 223.65
Lineage: Eukaryota; Oomycota; Saprolegniomycetes; Saprolegniales; Saprolegniaceae
Exons: 6
Coding region: 18-2060 (680 amino acids)
Source: RefSeq, a predicted model, not a curated record